AUGAUCAAUACCUCCCGCUCUGCGACGACCACCGCUGCCAGUACGACAGCUGUCGGAAUCCUCGAGACGGCGGCGCUGGUGUGUUCUGUCGAUCUCACACUUGCAACGAGCCUUACUGCGGUGCCUUUGCUCCAGGCACAGAUCCAGACGACCCUCAACGCUUCUGCGAGCGUCAUCGUCAAUGCCUUAGACCGCACUGUCCACGCCUCUGCCAUACUCGCGAGAACGGACACCCCACACCUUUCUGUGGCAUCCAUGACAGAAGAGGAUGUGGCCGAAGACCUGAACACGGCAGUCCAUUCUGCCAACACCACAUCUGUCACGUCCACGACUGUCCAGCCCCUAGGACCCGAUCAUCCCAGUUCUGCGUUGAUCACGAGUGCCCUGUAA
Fusarium tjaetaba is the source of this 390-nucleotide messenger RNA. RefSeq lists its product as uncharacterized. NCBI's taxonomy places the organism in Eukaryota, Fungi, Ascomycota, Sordariomycetes, Hypocreales, Nectriaceae. The transcript has 2 exons. The record is from RefSeq and is a predicted model, not a curated record. Bases 1 to 390 code for a protein of 129 amino acids.